AUGUCCGACUUUAAGCAUCAGCGACGGCGGACGAACAGCAAUGCGCUGUCACUGAGGAGCGCAGGGUCGGCUGGUGGUGGCGGCGGACACGCCCGUGGCAUCUCACGCGCCGUCAUUCAGCCAAGAUCAACACACACCUCUGAUGAAUUCCUCAAACCUUUCCUCCAAUCUUCAUUCGACCCUGCGACCUUUAUCAAUGGCAACCUCCCGCCUGUGCAGCAGCGUAGCGCCGAAGGCGCAGCCACAGGGGGCACGGCGGACCUGUCAUCGCAAGCGCAGGCGCUCAUUACCCAGCUCAACACUCACACCACACGCCUAUCCAACACACUCACAACGCUCACCGACGACAUUCUACGCAGCGGGAACCGUCUGGCCUAUGAGGUGGAAUUACUUCGGGGCGAGACGGUGGGACUCAACGAGACGUUGCAUGAAACUCUCGCGGACGAUGUGAGGAAGUUCGUGCCAGAAGGUCUGCCGACAGAGCCGGCCGUCACGAGGAUAAACGAAGAGCAAGAGGAGGCGGAGGAGCCCACGACGACGUCGACGGAGCCCGAGUUUGUGAAGCAGCUGCAGACCCUGACCCUGGUGCGCGCACGGCUAGACUCUGUGAUCAAGACGUUUGGUGACUCUAUGGAAUUCGUAUUCCCGCCCUCGGAGCUCUCCGUCUCAUCCUCCUUCCUGUCCGUGUCCGCGCCCGAGCCUGGCUCAGAGCAGCAAUCGUCCGAGGAAAAGGGACAGCAGGUGCUCACCAAGCUUCGCGGGGAGAUUGCGGAUCUCCUCGACACGCCGGCUGAUCCCGUGGAGGGCAUCGCACAGGCGGCGCAGCGGGUGGAGGAGCUCAAGGAGCUGACGACGGUGUGGCGUGGCACGCGCGAGGAGAAGGGACGGAUGCGGUUCAUUGAGAGCCUGGCUAAGAUGGUGGAGGACAAGCACCGGGAGCUGAUGCGGGAGAUGGAGCUGGCCGCCAAGAAGAACGAGGCGGCGGCGGCGACUGCGACUGGUAGGACCAGGAAGAGCAGCGUGACGAGGGAUGCGGCCGUGGAGGAGGCCAAGGUUGUGCCUGGCGGGUUUGGGCUGUUGAACCAGUUGCAGCGGUUGAGGAGUGGUCUGUGA
This is a messenger RNA of Emericellopsis cladophorae, 1113 nucleotides long. RefSeq lists its product as uncharacterized. The record is from RefSeq and is a predicted model, not a curated record. The transcript has a single exon. Lineage: Eukaryota; Fungi; Ascomycota; Sordariomycetes; Hypocreales; Bionectriaceae. Bases 1 to 1113 code for a protein of 370 amino acids.